Dacryopinax primogenitus is the source of this 882-nucleotide messenger RNA. RefSeq lists its product as uncharacterized. The record is from RefSeq and is a predicted model, not a curated record. The transcript is spliced from 5 exons. The coding region runs from base 1 to 882 and encodes 293 amino acids. Gene Ontology annotation, cellular component: ERMES complex; endoplasmic reticulum. Gene Ontology annotation, molecular function: lipid binding. Lineage: Eukaryota; Fungi; Basidiomycota; Dacrymycetes; Dacrymycetales; Dacrymycetaceae. Gene Ontology annotation, biological process: phospholipid transport.
AUGUCAUUCCUCCCAUCGAACUUUACACUAGGCAUCCUUCUAGGCCAAGCAUCUAUACUAUUCCUGAUCUAUCUAUUUGUACGAUACCUGCUCCUCGCCGAUCCUGACGAUCCUGUUUCCCACUCUGCUGCUCCAAAACCGCGAUUACGAAAUGUCCCACCGUCAAGUGAGAAGCGGGAGAUAUAUAGGAAUGCUAAUGCACAAGUACAGAUAAUCGAUGCAUACCGGGCAUCACUCUCUACUCCACCGCCGAAUGUGUUGCCCUCUCCCGCCCAGGCGGCGGACACCGUCAGGGUGAGGGUAGAGAAGUGGGUGAACGACCACCGAAGUCCAGAUGUAAUGGAUGAGAUAGUUGUGCACGAAUGCGACUUAGGCGCUGGAGCUCCCAGUGUUGAGGACGUUCGACUGAGCCCGCAUGUGAAGGGCGGCUUGAAAGCCGAAUUCGACAUCUCCUACAGUCCGUCAAGUCCACCGACAAUAUCAAUAUCCACCGCGAUACUGCUGAAUGUGCCGGUGUCAAGGUUCGGCUCGCUUCCAGUCUCCUUCAAUAUCGCUCUGUCACACAUCAGUGGCACUUUAAUAUUUCAUAUCCCGCCAGAUUCAGCACCGAUAUCCAUGAACUUAUCAUCAACGCCACCUUUACGGUUGUCCCUCUCUCAGUCCUCACUUGUGGGCUCGCGAGCCAAGCUUGCGGAUCUUCCCAAGUUGCACGAGCUGGUGGAGUCAAGGGUACGUACGGUGCUUGAGGACCAAUUGGGAAAGGCGGGUGAAGGCUGGGCAUUUGUCCUACCGGGGUUGGGUACUGGCAUGGGUGGUGUAGAGGGGCUAGCGCGUACAGUGGGCGAGGAAGUCCUGGGCGGGGACUCGGCAAUCUCGUCUUGA